This is a messenger RNA of Otolemur garnettii (small-eared galago), 2630 nucleotides long. Its product is annotated as zinc finger X-linked protein ZXDB-like. Gene Ontology annotation, molecular function: transcription coregulator activity. The record is from RefSeq and is a predicted model, not a curated record. Gene Ontology annotation, cellular component: nucleus. Lineage: Eukaryota; Metazoa; Chordata; Mammalia; Primates; Galagidae. The transcript has a single exon. Gene Ontology annotation, biological process: regulation of transcription by RNA polymerase II. Bases 3 to 2405 code for a protein of 800 amino acids.
AGAUGGAAAUCCCGAGGCUGCUUUCCGCUCACGGGACACGACCGGGCGUCUGUGGCAGUAGCCCCGCGGGCGGUGGCGGGGUAGACCAAGGCCCUGACCCGCCGGCUGGCCAGGCACCCACGCACCGCCUCCUGCUGUUCCGGGGCCGCCAAGAUGGCGGGUUCUGUCCACGGCGCAGGGAGGCCUACACCGCCUCAGGGGGCGCUGGCUUGAGCCUGUUGGCUCUGAGGCCGGAUCACUCUAGCGGCGGCGGCAAUGACUUCUUCCUGGUACCGCUUGACGCUGUGGGUGGCGACUCGGAGACUGCACACGCUGGUAAGGCCGCUGGGUCGGUGUGGAGGGACGAGGCUGAGGUGGGCCUAAGGCCCCAGAGGGGAGAGAGCCGCUUGAACCCCGCGGGCUGCCCAUUGCUGGGCCCCUUCUGGCUGUCCACAGUUCCCUCUCCGUCCCUGAUCUCCGCCCCAAACCCUGGCCCAGCUGCAGCCUUCUCAGGCAGCGUCAGUAUCCACAAUCAGGACCUGCUGUUGUGCUUUGAGAAUGGCGUCCUCACCCUGGCCACUCCCCCGCCACCCUCCAGGGAGCACCAGGUUGGGCCUGUCUCUCAGCCUGUGGGUCUGAUCGCCCAGCAAGCUGGGUUACCCACACACAUCACGCAGCCGGACUGCCCAGAGCCACCUCCAGACCUCUUACUGGCUGAGCUGGCUGAAUCCUCGCCUGCCCAGGCGUCAGAAGAGGAGGCUGAGAGCACCACUGCUGCCCUGGGUCCCCGCGGUUCGCUGGGCCCUGGCCCAGGCAUGAUGCUAUACUUCUGUCCUGAGGCACAGUGCAGGCAAACCUUCGUCAAGAAGCACCAACUUAAGGUGCACCUGCUGACACAUAGAAGUAGCCAGGGCCAGAGACCCUUCAAGUGCCCACUGGGUGGCUGCGGCUGGACCUUCACCACCUCUUACAAGCUCAAGAGGCACCUGCAGUCGCAUGACAAACUGCGGCCUUUUGGCUGCCCAGUGCACGGCUGCGGCAAGAGCUUCACCACUGUGUACAACCUCAAAGCACACAUGAAGGGCCACGAGCAGGAGAACUCCUUCAAAUGCAAGGUGUGUGAGGAGAGCUUCCCCACACAGGCAAAACUCAGCACCCAUCAGCGCAGCCACUUCGAGCCCGAGAGGCCUUACCAGUGUGCAUUUUCUGGCUGUAAGAAGACAUUUAUUACAGUGAGUGCCCUGUUUUCUCAUAACCGUGCCCAUUUCAGGGAGCAGGAACUCUUUUCCUGCUCCUUUCCUGGUUGCAGCAAACAAUAUGACAAGGCUUGUAGGCUGAAAAUUCACCUGCGAAGCCACACCGGUGAGAGGCCAUUCCUUUGUGACUUUGAUGGCUGUGGAUGGAACUUCACCAGCAUGUCCAAACUCUUAAGGCACAAAAGGAAGCACGAAGAUGACCGGAGGUUCAUGUGCCCUGUGGAAGGCUGUGGGAAAUCUUUCACCAGGGCUGAGCAUCUGAAAGGCCACAGCAUAACCCACCUGGGCACAAAGCCUUUUGUGUGCCCUGUGGAAGGCUGUUGUGCCAGGUUCUCCGCUCGCAGUAGUCUCUACAUCCACUCCAAGAAACACCUGCAGGAUGUGGACACUUGGAAGAGCCGCUGCCCAGUCUCCACCUGUAAUAAGCUCUUCACAUCCAAGCACAGCAUGAAGACCCACAUGGCCAAAAGGCACAACAUCAGUCAGGAUCUCUUAGUUCAGCUAGCAGCAGCAAAUUCUCUUACACCCAGCAGUGAACUCACUCUGCAGGGACAGCAUGAUUUCAGUGAUGCAGAGAUAGUGUCUCUCUUCUCUGAAGUGCCUGAUUGUAGUUCUGCUGCAGUGCUAGACACAGCAUUGGUGAACUCUGGAAUCUUGACCAUUGAUGUGACUUCUGUGGGCUCAACUCUGGCAGGGAACCUUCCUGCUGGUAAUGGUAAUUCCUUAGGGCAGGCCAUGGACCCUGAGGCCUUGAUGGCCACCAGUGACCUUCCUCAAAAUCUGGAUACCUCUCUCUUUUUUGGAACAGCAGCUACUGGUUUUCAGCAGAGCCCCUUAGAUGUGGAUGAUGUCUCAAGUGUAAGUGUGGGGCCAUUGAGAUCACUGGGCUCUUGGGCUAUGAAAAAUUCUAGUGCAGAGCCCCAGGCUUUGACACCCAGCAAUAAGCUAACAGUGGACACAGAUGCUCUGACUCCUUCAAGCACCCUUUGUGAAAACAGUGUCUCAGAACUACUGACACCAACUAAAAUGGAAUGGAAUGUACAUCCUGACUCUGACUUCUUGGGACAGGAGGAAGAAACCCAGUUUGGACUCUCCAAUCCAGCAGGGACCCAUGGUUCUCAGAAAGAAACAGAUUUUAUCACAGUGACUGGAAGUUCAUUUUUGGUGUGAAACAACAUUCCUCACCAUGUGGGUUACUUUUAUUAUAACCGAUUUUGAGGAUAUUCUGGAGUGACUGUUUAAAUGCAGUUAUUUAUUAUUGGUUUUCAAAAGAACACAGCUCUGGACUACAAGUUUGGAGAUUGAAAUUCUGAUCAUAAGUCUGAAACUGACCAGUUGUGUGACCCUCAGCAAGUCACUUAACGUAUCUGAGCCUUAAUUUCCUUAUUUAUAAGU